CGACAGAUCAACAUGCGACGCGAAUGGUCCCGGAGUGGAGAAACGUGGCCGGGUGUAGCAGAUAAAUUCUGUGCGUCCUCCUCAGUCAAUAACGAGUACCCAGUUAGCGCUGGUCACAAACGCGGCUGCAUCCGAAGGCUUACAUCUCGCUAAUCGAGAGGCUCUCGCGAAUGUCGGAACACAUCGGACGGGAAUUCGCGGCGCAAAAAACAUUCUCUCAAAUAUUUAUUUAAAAGAAUUAAUCGUGCGACGUAGAAAGACUUUUGACAUAUCUAUAAAAAUCUCAGACUCUUAUUACGACGAAGACGUUCGCUGAACAGCGAGCAUUCAACGCGUACUCUCUCAGAUCUGACGAUAAGACGAAUCGCGGAAAACUGCAGAUAUCAGUUAGAAUUUUCUGGAGCAAUCUGGUGAAUAUCUCAAAGACUUCGCUUGAAACAAUAAAACUGCUGGUCGUAGAUUAGACACUCGUUUGUAAAGAACGAAGGCGCAAUCUCAAAGACGAACGGAUCGCGAUUUUCCGAGGAACGCUAUCGGGCAUUAAUACGAAUAGACAGCAGAAUAAACAGCUCAGAGCAAAUCGGUAUUUAUUAUAUGUACAUAUGAUGAUAUUAUAUCUGGACGAAGACGACUGAAAAUAAAAAGGGAGAGCGCGAUCUCGUAUCUAAAACUCGCGGUAUAUCUGAACGGCACGACAGUUAAUUUAGUUCAAGCCGUUUGACGCUUGGACGUCUGGUUCAACAGUCGAAUUUCAAAUCAUUCAACACAUGCAUAUCUUUUAAAUAGGCAUGUAGUCGAUCGAUGAAUGAUAAUGACGAUUAAAAGUACUUUGUGAUACGAUAUCGAGAUUAUUAUCAAGUAUAAAUACCGAAAUCGGAUAUAUAGAAUGGAUGUAAGGAUAUAUAAAACAUUCAAUCGCGAAUGAGAGAGAGAGAAAGAAAGUGGUACUCGUAACAUAAGAUAAAAAGACUGACACUCUUUCUUAAAGCUACAAAUCAUAUUUUACGCGAAAAAAUCAUCACACUGGUUACUAUCGUUAUAUCGUUAUAUUUUAUUGACGCCAUUGAAAAUAAGUUAUUAAGGAAAAAAAAAACGCCAUGACGAACACGCCGGCUAGCAACGCGAACGGACGUACGGACCUUAUUAAUGCGAAUGAACAAACGAACGUUAACAAUACGAAUGAACAAAAAGAUGUCAAUAAUACGAACGAGCACGUUAAUAAUGCGAAUGGACAAACCGAUGUUAACAGUGCGGGUGGGCGCAUAUCGGAGUGCAUGGAGAUCAAGAUGGAACCCGGCGUCAACGAACAAAAAAAGUGGCAGCGAGCCGGAACAAUCUAUCAAAUAUUGAUGGCCUUAUGCGCCAAUGUCGUGGUACUAGGUCCUGCGAUGGGCUUCGGUUACAGUGCCGUAGCAGAACCCGCGAUGAGAUGGCCGAAAAACGAGGAUGACUUAAAACUCGAUGCUAGUCAAGCAAAUUGGAUGGCUACCGUAUCGGCGUUGGGUACGCCUCUUGGUUGUCUACUCUCGAGCGUCGUGAUGGGGCGAGGAAGGAAGAUCAGCAUGUUCGUAACGUCGUUGAUCUCACUGGCGGGUUGGGUGACCAUUUACAUGUCGAACAGUUACGUUCAGAUUUUGAUUGGAAGAUCGAUUUCCGGAAUAUCCACAGGCAUGGCGUCAGUUCCGACGACUGUGUAUGUGGCGGAGAUAGCAGGACCAAAAUUACGAGGCACAAUGGUUACAUGGACUAGUAUCUCUAUCGCUCUCGGUGUCCUUAUUGUUUAUAUCUUUGGAUACUUCUUUCAGGAUGACUGGCGACUGAUAGCUCUAUUGUGCGCUCUCUUCCCACUGUGUGCAAUCGCCCUCACUUUGCUGGUAGUGCCCGAGACUCCUCUAUACCUGCGAGAUCAGAAUCGGCCAGAGGAAGCAUUGGAGAUCAUGAAGAAGUUCCGCGGAAUACCGAAGGACCAGCCGGCGUCGGCAGAAGUUUUAUUCGAGCUGAAACCACGGCCGCAGAAGAAAAAUCAAAAUCUGUUAAAGCACCUAGUGAAAAGGAGCUCCCUUGUGCCAUUUGGCAUAAUGCUCAGCUACUUUUUCUUCCAACAGUUCUCCGGAAUCUUCGUGGUCAUAUACAACGCCGUUGCAAUCAUGGAUAAAUCGGGUAUUCAAGAUCUAGAUCCUUAUAUAGCAGCGAUAGUGAUAGGCGUCGCCCGUUUUAUAGCCAGUCUUUUAACUGCCGGAGUGUCUCAGAAAUUCGGCCGACGAAUACCGUCGAUGAUUUCUGGCGUUGGCAUGACGAUCUUCAUGGGCGGCUUAUCGCUCUAUCUGUAUUUGGCCGACAGAGGAACCGUCAUGGCUGACAACGGAGUGGUUCCAGUGAUUUGUAUGGCGAUGUACAUAUUCACGAGCACCCUGGGCUUCCUGGUGAUCCCGUUCGCUAUGGUGGGCGAGGUGUUUCCCUCCAAGGUCAAGGACAUAUUGUCCGGCACGACGGUUGCCGUCGGCUAUCUCUUCAGUGCGGCGACUGUUAAAACGUAUCCAGAUAUGGUGGCUGCGAUGGGCAUGCACGGUGUGUUCCUCUUCUUCGCUAUCGUAUCUUUAAUCGGUGUGGUAUUUAUCCUGUUUUUCCUACCCGAAACGAAGGGAAAGACACUGCGCGAGAUCGAGGACAUGUUCUCAUCGAAGAAGAAGGUCUUGGAAAUGCAGCAGCCGGAAGGAAUAAUAGUCGGAGAGAGAAUCGCUCUUUCUAAUUCUUAGGCAAUCUCUGUCGGUCUCCUGAGAAAUUGAAAAUAUUUAUUGCCUAUACAAACAAAUAACCGUCAAAAGUAAAUAAUGUUAAAUUCACGAAGAGAUACAAGGUAUUAAAGGCAAGCGUACGAAUUGUACGAAUGUUAGAUGGCCGAUGGAAUAAACGAAACGGAUGCGAUGUUAUUUUGUGAUACUUUAAGGUAUCUCUUGAAAGAGAUUUAAGGAGUACAAUCGAAGUAACAAGAUAACCGUGAUAUUUAUUCUAAAUAUGUAUACGUAGUUAUCAUAUAUUUCGUAAUCGAAAGAGACAAAGAAUAUUUGUUUAGGAUUCACAAUGAGAAGUAAAACGUAACACGAUGGAGGUAUCGCUGUCAUCUCGAUAAAGGUUUCUCCAUUAAAACGAUAACAGUGCCAUAUAUCAAUACUUGGUUCACCACGUGCGAAAUGUAUUCGCAAAUUACAUUGAAAUGAGAUUAGGUUUGUACCAGACUCGCGAGAGAAAAAUACGCAAUCUCAAAAAUGAUAUUUUGAUAAAACAGUACGUAUCAUAUAAUUUAAUUAAAACUCAUUAUAUACUUGUUGUUUGAUAGUCGGAGCUUAGCAUAAUCUUUAAGAUAAUCCAAAUUUGUCAUCACACUUAUUUCAAAUAGGAAACCAGAUAAAUAUCGUAAUCAGAUAUUGCUGAAGAUCUAAAAAAAGAGAUAUUAAAUAAAAUCGACUGUUUUAUCGAUAAUACGCAAUUAAUUAAUUAAUUAAUUAAAGAUAAGAUUUAUCACUUAUAAAUAAUAUUAUUAAUAUUUAACAGUUGAAAGAGAAUUGUGAAUAUAAAAUUGAACAAGUGCACGUAGUGCUUAUUUAAGUGCUAAACGUGUGUAACUUAUUAUUAAUUUAUUUUUCGUAAAUCUCGCAAAUAAUUGAUUUUGAUAAGAUCUACUAAUUGGUACGGUGAUAACAAUCCAGUGUCGACUCGAUAAGCAUAAAAAGAACUUUUCAUAUUCGCGUAUGUCACAGAUACAUGUAAUUAUUUAUUUAAGGUUGAAGAGUGUUGUGUCAUCGUGAUAAUAAUCGCUGUUUUUUUGCGAUUAAGUUGUCAUCUUCGUGACAGCUGCCUUUUACAAUUACAAAUGCUACUUUAAUUUGUAUAAAGUAUUUUUUACGCGAAAAAUCAAUAACGCGAUGAUGUCAACGAAUAUUUACGAACUAUCGAACAUGAAGUACUUUACAAUUUAUCAAAUCAUCGCGCGAUUGAUCAAUGAAUCAAUUUAUAGUUAAUUAUGCAAUUUAUUUAAAUUAUUCUAAGUAUGUAUUAUAUAUUCUGAUAUAAAAAUACAUAUAUGUGUAUAUAUACAUAUGUGUGUCUCACGUAUUUUAUUAAAAUCUUAAAUAAUAAAUUAACAAAUGGCGUAACAAUCACGAUAAUUAAAUAACAAACACAAAAUAAUGUACAAUUUACGAAAUGUGAAAGCGUGGGAUAUAUGUGGGAUCCGGUGGAGAAACGAGGCGAGAAAGGAUAGAACGACGAUUAACAUGGUUACUGACAAUAAUGAUAAUAAUAAAAAGCGAUAAUAAUAUAAAAUAACUGUAUGUGUAAUAAUAAUAACGUAAUGCUCUAAUAAAUGCUCGAUAAUUAAAAUAAA
This is a messenger RNA of Solenopsis invicta (red fire ant), 4384 nucleotides long. RefSeq names its product facilitated trehalose transporter Tret1. Lineage: Eukaryota; Metazoa; Arthropoda; Insecta; Hymenoptera; Formicidae. Gene Ontology annotation, biological process: transmembrane transport. The coding region runs from base 1098 to 2756 and encodes 552 amino acids. Gene Ontology annotation, molecular function: transmembrane transporter activity. The record is from RefSeq and is a predicted model, not a curated record. The transcript has 5 exons. Gene Ontology annotation, cellular component: membrane.